AUGUAUGCGUCUCUGGGAGACCCCGCGCGAGUGUUCCCAUAGCAUGUGCCGCUCUGCCAUACGUUUUUAACAUUGUUCAAUUUGAUACGUGUAUGUUUCCAGUGCUACAUCGUUUCGUGUCAAAGCCUUUGUGCUUUUACCUUUACCAUAGUUUCAGUGUGCAAACUUGUGAGCUGUGAGUGUGGGCGUAAGUGGCGCACCAGACACAAGUAGAUCGAGUGUUUGGCGAUUAAACUAUCGUAUUUUCAUAAAUAAUAGAGUUUUAGUGGAAUUAAUACAUUUUAUGGAAAUAUUCGCAAAAAAAUUACAAUGGGAAAGUCACGCACAGGAAAAACCGCGAUUGGAUUCACUGCUGCAGCUUUUGUACUACUAAUUAUUGCUUUCACCACGCCCAAUUGGCUGCAAACUGAUGGAAAACUGGAUAAUCCAAAAUUCAUAAAAAUCGGAUUAUGGCAAGUUUGUUUCAAUGGCUUUCAAGACAUACGACAUUUGUAUGACACUCGUUUUUAUGGCUGCUGGUGGGUUUUUCAAGAGGAAUACUACAUCAUACACGAUAUUCUGUUGCCAGAUUUUUUCGUGGCUACCCAAUUCUUUUUCACUCUUUGUAUUACCUUACUACUAAUUGGUAGCUUUUUGUCAAUGCUAUAUUCUUGCUGUUCUCGCCAACAUGAAAAGUUUCAGUUGCUUCUAUGGGCAACUGGAGCAAACCUUACACUGGCAGCUGUUUGUGGUAUUAUUGCAGUCAUAAUAUUUGGUGGAAGAGGUGAUUACCGAGAUUGGAUGCCUAACUGGGAGCACAAUGAUGUUGGCUGGUCUUAUGCAUUGGCUGUACUAGGUAGUUUUACUCUUCUAACUGCAGGUAUACUUUUCUUGGUGGAAGCUAGAAGAUUCAGAAAGAAAAUCGAAAGAAUACUAGAAGAAUAUUGAAUUCUUGUUUACAGCUUUUUACCAUGUAAUAUUCUGUACUACUACAAUUAUAAUUUUAAUUUUACUCAUAAAAUACGAUUCUCAAUUCCAAAUAAAACUUUUACAGAUAUAUUAUAGAUCUGAAAGGACGAUAGACAUCUGUGUCGUAUCACACACCUAAAGAGCCAAAGUAAAGAAUGUUUUGGAUCGCAUGUAUAUUCACCAAGGAAAAUCUGUGAAAAUUUACUUAGAUGUUAUGAUAAACGUGGAUUAAUUUAAUAACUCUAAACAAACAUCUAAAAGCAUAAAGAAUUUUUACAGUAUAUUGAAAAAAAAGAAGAGAUGACAAAUAUUCCUUACGUUGAAGGAAAAAAAAAUUUUUUUUCAAGUGCUGUUGCGAUGGGAUGUUUGUUGUGUUCACUAAAUUGGUUGACGUUCUACAGUAUUCAGUAACAAUAAUUUUAGUUAAAGUUUAGAAAAAUUGCAUUCUUAUUCGAACCAAAGGCUAAGGUGAUAAACGUGCGAUAUAAAGCUUUUUUUACCCACUGCUGUGGUGUAUUAACUAUUUUUUAUCGACUUGAUCUAAAAUAAUAUAUCAGCCAUCGCAUAGCGAAAGCAAAAGUAUUACUUUUGGUCAGGGUAGGCAAAAAAAUAUUUACUUUGCUAUCAAAUAGUGGAAGUAAAGAAUGUGUUAGUUUUUAAAGUAGCUUAGAUAUUUUGUAUUGAAACAUAUUUAUAUAAUACUUCAAAUUUUCAUAUUAAAGUCAUUAAUACAUGUAUAAGCGUACAUGCACAUGCUUAAAAAUACUUAUAUUAAGGAAUUAUUUUUAUAACAGUAUUAUCUGUAAAAUGCUUCUAUGUAACUAAAAAUAAGUAACAUGUUCCGUCCAAAAUGCAACUUCAGCGUUAUAGAAAAAUGACUGAAAUAAUGUACAUUGUAAAUAUUAAUGGAUUGACGUAUGUAUUGAUAUAAAACACGCAGCAAGCAUCAAGUGCCUUUUAUGUGUAACAUAUUAUUUCUAGUGUUUUUCAAUAUUUUAUGACAUUGAAAAUCGAAAUACAAAAUUUUUCUUUUGU
This is a messenger RNA of Copidosoma floridanum, 1983 nucleotides long. RefSeq names its product claudin (gene kune). NCBI's taxonomy places the organism in Eukaryota, Metazoa, Arthropoda, Insecta, Hymenoptera, Encyrtidae. Gene Ontology annotation, biological process: septate junction assembly; regulation of tube size, open tracheal system. Gene Ontology annotation, cellular component: septate junction; membrane. The record is from RefSeq and is a predicted model, not a curated record.